Lynx canadensis (Canada lynx) is the source of this 597-nucleotide messenger RNA. Its product is annotated as 40S ribosomal protein S17-like. Gene Ontology annotation, cellular component: ribosome. Gene Ontology annotation, molecular function: structural constituent of ribosome. The record is from RefSeq and is a predicted model, not a curated record. Gene Ontology annotation, biological process: translation. Lineage: Eukaryota; Metazoa; Chordata; Mammalia; Carnivora; Felidae.
AUGGCUCUACCUUGGGCGAAGAAAUUUAUUUCAGUAUGUCCGAGGAUAAGGUGUGCCUGCAGCCCUGGAGGUGAGAAAGAAAUCUGCUGGCUUUCCUGGACCACAGGUGCUGCCGCAUCACCAGUAUUUUACCAUCUAUUCCAAACCCCUCGUAACCACUUUCCUUUUACGAGGCCCUGCCAACAUGGCUGCGUUUGCUCUAAAACUGCGAAGAAGGUGGCCCGGUCAUCACUGAGAGAGAGGUACUGCACACUCCCGGGCAGUAACUGCCGCGCCAACCAGCACACGUGUGAGGAGAUCGCCAUUAUUUCCCCCGGCGAGAAGCUUCUCAGCAAGGGCGCAGGCUGUGUCACACACCUGAUGAGGCCGUUGCAGAGAGGCCCCGUGAGAGGUAUCUCAGUCAAGCUGCAGGAGGAGGAGCGGGAAAGGAGAGAUAAUUAUGGUCCUGAGGUCUCGGCCCUGGAUCAGGAGAUCACUGAAGUAGAUCCUGACACUAAGGAAAUGUUGAAACCCUCGGGCUUUGCCAUUCUGUCCAAACUGCAGGUCACUCAGCCUCCAGUUGGGAUGAAUUUCAAAACCCUCCAUGGAGUCGUUUGA